CUGACAUUCCCGCUUCUUCCACUCUUCUCUAGACUAGCCCCCUCCCCCUCCCUUUUCUUCUCCUCCAAUCCAUCAAAAAGCAAGAAAAAAUGUCUCCGCCGCCAGAACUGGUGUCGAAAAACAGAUUCUUAGGGUUUCUAAUUUGGCAAACCUUCACUUCCACCACCAUUUACUUCCUCACAAAACUCUUCCUCCUCGCCUUUUUUACCACUCCCAAAUUUUCACCAUCCCAACUAUGUUUUUCACUUCUCAAGUUUUUUACUUUUACCUUCUCUAACCUCCUCUUCUCUUCCUCUCUCUCUAUCCUCUCCUCUCCACAAUCUCUUCCCUACGCCUCUCCUCUCCAGCUCGCCGCCGGUCUAGUCCGCUUUGCUUUUGUGUCGUCACCGGCGGAGCCUGAGUUUCGCCGUCGUGCGUUGGUUUCGGCGAGAUUUGUGGUGUUUGUGGUGGUUGCUGGGAUAUCUGGGGCUUUUUCAGUGGUGUGUUUGUGUGGUUUUGAUGGGUUUGAGUUGAUUGCGAGGUUAGGAUUUAGGGGUUUUGUGUUUGGGGUUUUGUAUGGGUUGUUUGAUGUUUAUAAAAAAAGAUGGGUUUUGGAGUUUCCGAUCAUUCAGCGUCCUCUUUUCUACAGCUUCAAGAUGGGACUUCCUUUGGCUAUUAAACGAGCUUUAAAGCUUUCAAAUGUGGCUUACCUAUUCUUAUCUGUGCUGCAAGUGUUUCUUCCACAGCAAUUUAAGAGUGGAGGGACCAUGGGGCAGUUCAUCACUGAGCAGAUCAUUCUGUAUAUUGGGAGCUUUUCUGUGGUUUUCUGUUGGGAAUUGAGUCACCAUUUACAUCAGGUGCUACACACAAAAAGGUUCUUAUUUGCACCGCCAAAAGGUUCUGCUGCAGCAGAGACAAAUCCCAGCGAGCCUCUCCUUGCAGCCCUUGAGGAGAGCAUUCCAGAUUCCCUUCCACAGUAUCUUGCAUAUCUUGAUCUGUGUAUGGUUUGUGAGAAUAAUGUAGAUACUUGGCGCCGAGCUGCAUUUUUUGAAGAAACUGGUGAAACUUACAAAAGAGUUGUUGCUGCAUGCUUGAGGCCUUUGGAACAGCUUGCAUCUAACUUGAGUGAAGGCUUGGAAGGUUGUUUUGUUGACAAGGCACACCAACUAUCCAAUCAAUUGCAGUCGCCGACCGACUCUCAACGGGAUUCAAGGCACUGUGAACCACUAAACAACUUCCAGAAGUAUGCAUGGUGCGCCAGGGCAGUUGCCUCCUUGACUGCAUGGUCGCACGAGGAGGACAGAUUUGGGGUUGCGCAACUCACUGGUAGCAAUGCUGCUGUUACCUCAACACUUAUCUCUAGCCUGCUCGCUGUUGAAGCUUUCAUGGGGAAGAAGACAAGCUUGCAACCCCAACACUUGAUGGGGCCAGCUGCUAUUAAAUGGAAUACUCCAAACUCAGGAAGAAGAGAUGUUGUGACAACGAAAAAACAAGGUGGUCCUCUACAUGCAAAAGCUUAUGCCAUGGCAGAUGUGCUAAGGACCUCAGUCUACAGCAUUGUGUCUACUUUCCACGAUGAGAUGUUCACAAGUAACAAAGCAGGUCUUCUUGAGAAGGAUUGGGUCAUUAAAAGCAAGCCCCUUUUCGGAACCUAUGAGCUGCUUGUUCAGAAAUUGCAUCAUUUCCUGGAUUUUCGAGCGAACUAGCUACUCGUUUUCUUGUAAUCGGCAUUAUCCUCGUAAUCCCCAUUCCUCUAGUCAUUAGAGGAAGCAGCGUCAAGGAGACAAGCUUGUUUGUUCACCUGGUUCUAUUCACAAAGCUUUAACAGGUAAUUUCAAUUUUGCUUUGGAGGAUAACUGAAAGUGUAACUAUAAAAUCAUGCUGUAUUGUUGGAAAACCUCUCAAGAAUGAAUCGUAUUUUACUGAGUUGAGUUGCAAAA
Messenger RNA from Populus nigra (black poplar), 1919 nucleotides. RefSeq lists its product as uncharacterized. The coding region runs from base 90 to 1685 and encodes 531 amino acids. The record is from RefSeq and is a predicted model, not a curated record. Gene Ontology annotation, cellular component: nuclear pore transmembrane ring. Gene Ontology annotation, biological process: nuclear pore organization. The transcript has 4 exons. Gene Ontology annotation, molecular function: protein-macromolecule adaptor activity. NCBI's taxonomy places the organism in Eukaryota, Viridiplantae, Streptophyta, Magnoliopsida, Malpighiales, Salicaceae.